This is a messenger RNA of Sipha flava (yellow sugarcane aphid), 2107 nucleotides long. RefSeq names its product cathepsin L-like. The record is from RefSeq and is a predicted model, not a curated record. The transcript is spliced from 14 exons. Lineage: Eukaryota; Metazoa; Arthropoda; Insecta; Hemiptera; Aphididae. Gene Ontology annotation, molecular function: cysteine-type endopeptidase activity; cysteine-type endopeptidase inhibitor activity. Gene Ontology annotation, cellular component: lysosome. Bases 272 to 2032 code for a protein of 586 amino acids.
UGUCUUACUUGUGUUAUCAGUAGUUUGUUAUGGAAAGACUGCUCAGUGGUCAGAGUUCAUAUAUGGGGGUAUUGCGUAUUUGCGAACUAAUUAAUUAAGUGAAGGAAGCUGUUUAAGAAAUGAAUAAAAAUUGUUCAUAUAUAAACGUUAAAACGUAAAUGUUAAUACUAUAGUUGUCUAAGUUGUCUUCAUUGUUUUAUUAAAUAUUUUCUUUCCAUAAAGAUUUUCAUUUAUGUUAUAUAAAUAAGAAAAUACAAUUUUAGGAUCCAAAAUGAAAUUAUUAUUUCUUGGAUUUUGUCUCUGUAUUGUUUUCCUCCUAGAAAAUGUUUCUGCUCAAAUACAUAAGCCAUCACCACCUGGAGGUUAUUCUUCAAUUGAUGCUGAUAGUGAAAAAAUAAAAAAUUUGGCUCUUUUUUCAUUAGAUUCUAUCACCCAACAAACAAUGUCAAAAAGAUCAUUAGGAUUAAUCAGAGUUAUUUCUGCUAAAACUCAAGUAGUUGCAGGAAUAAAUUAUAAGAUAAAUUUAAUGGUAUGUGAAACAGAUUCAACCAAAAGAGAAAACAUUGUUAUGGAUUACGAAAGUUGUCGUACAUGUGAUGUAAUUAUCUGGGAACAAGCAUGGUCAAAUAAUACAAAUGUCACAAAAGUUGCUUGUUCCAAACCUUCUGAAAUGACUUCACUAUCAAAAGUUGCUGUAUCUAAAAGGGACAUCCAUGAAAAUAAAAAACUUGGCACUAAAAUAAAUUUGAAUUCUGAUGAUAAAAACGUUCAGGAUAUAGUCGCUUAUGCUUUAUUAUCCGUAAAUCAACAAGAAGGAUCAGGAAAAUCACAUAUAUUAUCAAAAAUUAUAAAUGUUUCUAAACAGAUUGUUUCUGGAAUUAUAUAUUAUAUUGAGUUGGAAAUAUGUGAGAAUUCUGCUAGUAAAAAUGAUGAGAAGAAAUGUAAAAUAUGUAAUAUUAAUGUAUGGGAACAAUCAUGGUUGAAAAACCAUACUAUAACAAAAAUGAACUGUGAUGAACAUUUAAAAUCUAUGGUAGAAGUAACAAAUUCUGCAAAAGAAACAACAAAAAAACUUAACUUUGAUGAUAGAUUCCAAUUAAAGACUAAAUUUGAGGAUUUUAUGAAUGUACAUAAUAAGUUGUACCCUAGUCUUGAAGAAAAAAAUAAGAGAUUUCGUAUAUUUGCUGCCAAUAUGAAAAGAGUAAAAUUAUUACAAGAUAAUGAACAAGGAACUGCUAUUUAUGGAGCUACACAAUUUUCAGAUCUAACAAAAAAUGAAUUUAAGAAAAAGUACUUGGGAUUGAAUCCAUCGAUGAAAAGUAAAAAAUCGUUACCUAUGGCAGAAAUUUCAUAUGAUGUUUCUAUUCCUGAUGAAUUUGAUUGGAGAGAUCACAAUGCAGUUACACCAGUUAAAAAUCAGGGAUCAUGUGGAUCUUGUUGGGCAUUUUCAGCCAUUGCUAAUAUUGAAGGACAAUAUGCUUUGAAAUCUGGAGAGCUUUUAUCUCUAUCAGAACAAGAACUGAUUGAUUGUGAUGAUUUGGAUAAUGGAUGUGGUGGUGGUUUAAUGACUCAAGCAUUUGAAGCUGUUGAAAAUUUAGGGGGUCUAGAAACAGAAUCUGAUUAUCCAUAUGAAGCACAUGCAGACCGUAAAGGUUGUCAGUUAAAAAAAAAAGAAUUGAAAGUAUCAAUAUCCAAAGCUGUGAAUGUAUCUACAAAUGAAGAAGAUAUAGCCCAAUUUUUAUUUAAACACGGACCUCUUUCAGUUGGAGUUAAUGCAAAUGCUAUGCAGUUUUAUAUGGGAGGAGUAUCCCACCCAAUUCAUGCAUUAUGCAGUCCUAAAUCACUUGAUCAUGGUGUUACAGUUGUUGGAUAUGGAGUUCAUAAAUAUUCUUAUUUAAAUGUAUCUUUACCAUUUUGGACUAUUAAAAACAGUUGGGGUGACAAAUGGGGAAUUCAGGGAUACUACCUGCUUUACCGAGGUGAUGGAUCUUGCGGUGUUAAUCAAAUGGUUUCUUCAGCAAUCAUUGAUUAACUUACUUUUUAAUUUUAAGUAUAUACAUUUAACGAUUGUCAAAGCCUUAUUCGAAUAAAUAUAUUUAUAUUGAUG